Messenger RNA from Elaeis guineensis (African oil palm), 2206 nucleotides. RefSeq names its product protein VAPYRIN. Lineage: Eukaryota; Viridiplantae; Streptophyta; Magnoliopsida; Arecales; Arecaceae. The record is from RefSeq and is a predicted model, not a curated record. Gene Ontology annotation, molecular function: protein binding.
GUCACCUCGUUCUCUACACCCACCAAGUGGCAUCAUCUCUCCUCUGGCGCCGGCCGUUAAUCCACAUUCCGCACUCACCCAACGCUUAAAAGUCCCCCUUCCCGUAAACUCCUCCUACCUCCCCAUUUCCCUUUCGUCACUACCCUCCUUGAUGGGUUCCAUCCCCUACUCCGAAACCCAUCAUUGAGGCCUCACCCUUCAAUCCGGAAGCCCUUCCUCCAAAACCUCAAAUUCCCACCACCGAAAGAACACCUCAGAAUCAUAGAAGAAACGAUCACAAAUCCCAGUUUCACGAGGAAGAGAGUGGUCACAAUAGAGGGGUCUCGAUGGAUAGGCUCCUAAGCUUAGAGCCAUCGAAUCAGGUUGCGAUCCGCAUCGAACCGGGUCAGAAGUGCUACGGCGACCUCACCCUGCGGAACGUGAUGUACACCAUGCCGGUCGCCUUUCGGCUCCAGUCCGUGAACCGGACUCGUUACAUCGUCCGACCGCAGUCCGGCAUAAUCGCCCCGCUCGCUACCCUUACCGUGGAGAUCACCUACCUCCUGCCCCCCACCUCGCCCGUCCCCGACUCGGUGCCCCAUUCGGACGAUUCGUUCCUUCUCCACAGCGUGGUCGUUCCCGGGGCCGCCAUCAAGGACCCCUCCUCCACCUUCGACUCGGUCCCCAGCGACUGGUUCACCACCAAGAAGAAGCAGGUGUUCAUCGACAGCGGGAUCCGGAUCUUCUUCGUGGGAUCGGCCGUGCUGACUCGGCUGGUGGCCGCUGGGUCCAUGGACUCGGUCCGAGAUGUGCUGGAGAGGAGCGAGCCGGAGUGGAGGGCGGUCGACUCGGUGGACUCGGCCGGCCAGAGCCUCCUGCACCUGGCCAUCGCCCGGGGCCGGCCCGACUUGGUACAGCUUUUGCUCGAGUUCGACCCCAACGUGGAAGCCCGGAGCCGGGCCGGCAGCACGCCGUUGGAGGCCGCGGCGGCCACCGGUGAGGCGCUGAUAGUGGAGCUCCUUCUGGCGCGGCGGGCAUCGACGGAGAGUUCGCCGGCGUCGGCCCUGGGCCCGCUGCACCUAGCCGCGGCCGCCGGGCACACGGAGGUGCUGCGGCUGCUGCUGCGGAAGGGGGCUGCAGUCGACGCGCCGGCAGCGGACGGGCGGACGGCGCUGCACCUGGCGGUGGAGGAGAGCCGGCGGGACUGUGCGCGGAUGCUGCUGGCGGCGGGGGCGCGGGCGGAGGCGUGCGGAGGGGCCGACAGGGACACGCCGCUGCACGUUGCGGCGGCCGGCGGGGACGAGCAGAUGGUGAAGCUACUGCUGGAACGGGGAGGGGCGGGGCUGCGGGAGGUGCGGAACGCGGUGGGCCGGACGGCGUACGACGCGGCGGCGGAGGGGGGCCAUUCUCGUCUCUUCGACGUCCUGAGGCUGGGGGAGGGGCUGGCGGCGGCGGCGAGGAAGGGGGAGGCAAGAGGGGUGCAGCGGAUGAUCGAGCGAGGAGCGGCGGUGAAUGGGAGGGACCAGCACGGGUGGACAGCGCUGAUGAGGGCGGCGCUCAAGGGCAAGGUGGAGGUGAUGAAGGCGCUCAUGGACAAGGGGGCAGAGGUGAACGCCAGGGACGAGGAGGGGUAUGCGGCACUGCACUGCGCCGCCGAGGCCGGUCAAGCGGAGGCUGUGGAGGCGCUCGUAAAGCGUGGGGCCGACCUCGAGGCCAGGACGGUCAAAGGGGCCACGGCCAUGCACAUAGCCGGCUCUCUGGGCUACGCUGGGAUCGCCAGGAUCCUUGCGCAGGGGGGGGCCGUCGCCAUGACAGCGGUGGUUACCGGCGGCGGCGGGUUGAGGGCCGCGGCCGAGAAGCUGGGGAUGAGGAAGGUCGGGAACGGCGGCGGAGGGAUGAAGGAGCCGGAGACAGAGAAGAAGGCGAGCAGGAUGAGCGGUGGUCGGCUGUCGAGGCGGGGGCUCCAAAGGGCUGCGGCGCUGCCGGUUGCCUGAUCACAUAAAAAUGGUGCUGGGUUGUCGAAACUGUGAACUUCUGUUAACCAAUGGAUACAUCAUUAGUUAUUGAUUAUUUAUUUUAGUACCCCUCCAACUGGUGUAGUCUAUGUAGAUUUGUCAUUUCAAUGCUCAUAUCUGGAGAAUGUACAUGCGAUAAUUUUUGUGUUACAAACAAUCACCACCAUUAUGUUUCGAGGAUCUUGGGCAAAUUUUAACGAGUACAAAUAAAA